GCCAACGCUAAACGUACAACUGUACGAUGCGACAGAAGUCGCCAAAAGCAUCGUGCAAUUGGUAAAGUUAAAUCAACACGCAAACGUCACCAUGCAACAGUUUGUUGGUAUGAUGAAACAAGAAACGACAAAAAGAUUGUCUGAUGUGGUACAGAAAAAGCAACUUGAAUUUCCAUCUGAUUUUCGACCCACCGAUCUAACACGAGAUGAUGUAGAUAAAUUAUUCAAGAUCUUGGUUCUCGAGAAUUAUUUGAAUGAAAAAAGCGUUCCGAAUUAUUCGGGCUUUGUGGCAUCAUAUAUUAAAGUAUAA
This is a messenger RNA of Acaulospora morrowiae, 310 nucleotides long. NCBI's taxonomy places the organism in Eukaryota, Fungi, Glomeromycota, Glomeromycetes, Diversisporales, Acaulosporaceae. The record is from the annotation of a GenBank genome assembly.